This is a messenger RNA of Trichosurus vulpecula (common brushtail), 1032 nucleotides long. It is a transcript of the gene TBPL2, whose product is annotated as TATA-box binding protein like 2. Gene Ontology annotation, biological process: DNA-templated transcription initiation. Gene Ontology annotation, molecular function: RNA polymerase II general transcription initiation factor activity; DNA binding. NCBI's taxonomy places the organism in Eukaryota, Metazoa, Chordata, Mammalia, Diprotodontia, Phalangeridae. The record is from RefSeq and is a predicted model, not a curated record. The transcript is spliced from 7 exons. Bases 1 to 1032 code for a protein of 343 amino acids.
AUGGAAGAGGAACCAUACCUAGAGAUUUACUUAGACCAGUGCAUGAAUCAGGAUGAGCUUGCCUCUACCAGCUCUCAUCUCUUCAGCCCUAUUGUGCCAUAUGAUUCAUACUUGCAUAUUUCAUCUAAUCAAGAGACUUUUGCUUCUCAUCCUGAAUCUUCCAAAGAACCUUCUACUGAUUUUUCGUCUGUGGACCUUAGCUUCCUGCCAGAUGAACUUAACCAAGACAACACAGAGCAGAUUCUCACUGAAAAGAAACAAGAAGUAGAAGGAAACCAUGAAAUACAAGGAGAUCUAUCUAAGUUACAGUCACUACGUGAGAAGAACAGGGGUGGCAUUUGCACAGACAACUUCAGUUUGUCAAAUUUUGGGUUGAACCCACUAUCAGAUGAAAAUUCAACUCUGCCUUCUCCAAAGAAUUCUAGCUCUGGCCUCUUUCCUUUGGCAUCCAUGACUCCACUAAUGCCAAUGACCCCUGUUUCAGAAGGCUCUGGAAUAGUUCCCCAAUUGCAGAACAUUGUAUCCACUGUAAACCUGGCUUGUAAAUUAGAUUUGAAGAAAAUAGCUUUGCAUGCUAAAAAUGCAGAAUAUAACCCAAAGAGAUUUGCUGCUGUGAUAAUGAGGAUUCGAGAGCCCAGGACAACAGCACUUAUAUUCAGUUCUGGGAAAAUGGUCUGCACAGGAGCCAAAAGCGAAGAAUUGUCUCGACUUGCAGCAAGGAAAUUUGCCCGUGUGGUUCAAAAGCUUGGAUUUCCUGCCAGAUUUCUGGAUUUUAAAAUCCAGAACAUGGUUGGAAGCUGUGAUAUGAGGUUUCCAAUUAGGCUGGAAAGCUUGGCGCUCACCCAUCAGCAAUUCAGUAGUUAUGAACCUGAACUAUUUCCUGGCCUCAUUUAUAGAAUGGUUAAGCCAAGGAUUGUCUUGCUUAUUUUUGUAUCUGGAAAAGUGGUAUUAACAGGUGCCAAAGAGCGUUCUGAAAUCUAUGAAGCAUUUGAAAACAUCUAUCCCAUUUUAAAGGGUUUUAAAAAAACCUAA